Owenia fusiformis is the source of this 1784-nucleotide messenger RNA. NCBI's taxonomy places the organism in Eukaryota, Metazoa, Annelida, Polychaeta, Sabellida, Oweniidae. The record is from the annotation of a GenBank genome assembly.
UAAGGACCCCGUUUCUAAUCUCGAGACACAUGACCACCACGUGAUCGAACAAAAUGGCGGGUCAACCAUGGAGAUACCCAGGACAAAGAAAUGCAGAUUUAAACAAUGGCAUGCCAUAUGGUGGGAGAGGGGCUCAUGGGACUCAUCGACCCAGACUACAAGUGAAUCAUGACCAAUAUCAAAUGCCUCAUCAUCAAGAACUUCAACAUGAACCAUAUCAGUCUCCACAUUUUCAACUUAGAGGAUCAUUUAUGAGACAGCGUCCACCAUCACAAAUGCCCCCAUUUCAAGGACCACCACCUCGUUUUCAAUAUUCUAAUCCACCACCUCCUCCAGUUUUGAAUUCACAAAAUUACCAACAGUUCACUCCUGAUAGUAAUGGACCAAACCAGCCAACAGGGAUGAUAGCACCCAAUCGUAUGAAUGUUGAGCCAGAGAAGCAGGUUGAGAAGACUCAAAGGGACACAGAUGAAGAGUGGGUGAAAGUAUGGCUGAAUGACAAAUCAAGAGAGUCAAAUGAAACAAUACAAAAGCCAAAAGUGACAAUCUCUCAAUUCCACAGCCUUAUACAGGAAUACAGGGAUCUCAUAAAGUCCAUGAAACAGAAAUGUGAUGAUUUAAAAACUAUAACAAAUGAAGAACUUUGGAACAUAGUCUUCAAAGAGAUAGAAUUGAUGAAGGUACGGCUAGGUGAGCUCCAGGUAACGCUAAAUGAUAAAGAUCUCCUGAAAGAAGUGCAGCAAAAGAUGAAAUGGAGACAGAACAAAAGGGAACGCCUCCGGAGAAAAAGGAGAGAAGAAUAUCUUGCUGAAUGUAAGUUACAAGAAGAACGAAAUCUUGUACACCAGCAGAUAGAUAGAUGGCAGCAAAUUAUUAUCCAGAAAAAUAAAGACGUCGAAAAAGAGAAGGAAUUAAAGGCGACUGCAGACAAAAUAUUAAAUGAGGUCAGACGAAAGAUAAAUGAUGUCACAAAAUGUCUUGAUAUUCUGAAAGCUUUAAACACACUGAGAACUGUGAGGCAAGACAGUGCAUCUAGGCGAGGCCAAAAUAUCAGUUCAAGUAAAAGUAGGGACAAAGAGUUUGCCUCUGCUUCUAGUGAGCUCACAACAAUGCUGAAUCAGCAGAAAGCCAUGUACAAUGAGGAGAAAAAGACAUUGGAGGUGAUGCUAGAGACAGAACAAGAAGAAACCAAGGAAAGAGAGAAGGCUGAGAAACAACUGAAGAUGGACAAUAUCAGGAAGAAACAUGAGAAGCGGAUUCUAGAGUGGCUUUUUGGAAAAGGAUAUAAAUUGGAAUCUCACCCAGAAAAAUUAAAGAAGCAUUUUAGAAAGCAUGUUGCUCCUACAAUUAUUGAGAAUGUUCCGUUGCUAGAUAUGCUUCCAUGUAUAACAUGCCUCUCAGCAAAUGAUAAGGAACAACUGAAAUCCAUCUAUUGGCAGAAUGGGCAGGCUGAGGCCAUGGUCCUUUUCUUCGACAUGCUUUUACAGCGAUAUGAUUGGAUGGACCAGCUGGGAGCAGCUUUAAGAUAUCCUGCUGUUAAUCAGACAUAUCUAGCUGACAUGCUUAACCCAAGUGGACAGGGUUGGGAUCCUAUGUUAUCGUUCCAAGCAUUCUAUGACCAGGCUGACAAUAGUGUGGAAGACCUUGUGCGCAUAAGGAGGGAGUGGGACAUGUACAUUGUUGAUGGUGCUCGUGUCUCUGGAUCAGGAAUUCCUUCAUCAUGGGUUAAUCCAGAGGAACCAUCUUCCAAUAUAUGGGCCUCUGCAUUGAUGGACUCUAAAUAA